Molecule: messenger RNA, 2556 nt
Organism: Passer domesticus (house sparrow)
Lineage: Eukaryota; Metazoa; Chordata; Aves; Passeriformes; Passeridae
Gene: NKPD1
Product: NTPase KAP family P-loop domain containing 1
Source: RefSeq, a predicted model, not a curated record
GGUUCCUGCUGCUCCUCGGGGGCCGGGGGCUGUCCCCGGGGAUGUCCCCAGGGCUGUCCCCGGGGCUGUCCCCGGGGGGGUGCGAGGAGCGCGAGGCCUGGCUGGGCCCGGGGGGCUCCCCCCGGCCGUGUCCCCACGGAGCCCCCCGCCGAGGGAGCGGCCCCGGAGCUCCGAGAGCCCCCGACGGAGGAUGACAUCUACUGCCGCUGCCUGUCGCGCACCCUGUGCCACACGGCCACGCCCGUCACCGUCGGCUUCUACGCGCCCUGCGGCCACCGCCUGGAGUCCCUGCUGGCCAAGGUCACCGCCUUCAUGCGGGAGGAGAUGGUGCAACGCGAAGCCGCCGAGCUGCGCCGGGCCACCGCAAAGCCGCGCAGCCCCCACGGCUGGGGCCUGCUGGAGGCCCUGUGGCUCCUGGCCUUCUACGAGCCCGUGGUGACCGAGGGCCACCUGCGCAGGAAGAACCUGGAGUUCAUCUUCAUCCGCUUCAGCGCCUGGGAGUUCGCGGGCUGCGACAAGCUCUGGGCGGGGCUGGUGACCACGCUGUGCCACCACGUCCGGCAGCACUUCGGCGCCUUGCCGCUCAGCGUCUUCCACGUGCUGGGCUCGCGGCCGCGCUUCGCCUCGGGCUUCUCGCAGCGCGAGUGGGUGCUGAAGAAAGGGACCUGCCUGCGGCUCUGGGGGCUGCUCCUGGUGCUGGCCGUGGGCAUCGCCAUCCUCCUGGUGGCCCUGCUGGUGCCGGGCAUCAAGGACCACCACGCGCUCAAGGUGGUGGGCAGCGCCGUGGCGUCGCUGUCGGGCUCCUCGCUGGUGCUGGGCGCCUUGUCCAUCCUCAAGAACUUCCUGGUCAGCGAGAAGAAGAAGAUCGAGCGCCUGACCAACAGCGACAGGUUCGCCGGGCAGCUGGGCUUCAUGAGCAAAAUCCGCGACGAGGUGGAGGUGUUGGUGGAUUAUUUGGCUUUCAUGGAGGUCUUCGAGCGCCGGCGGCUGCGCGUGGUGCUGGAGAUCACCAGCCUGGACCUCUGCUACCCGGAGAAAGUGGCCGGAGUGUUCAACGCCAUGGCCACGCUGCUGUCGGACGCCAACGCGCCCUUCAUCUUCCUGCUGGCCGUGGACCCCAGCGUCAUCGUGCCGUGCCUGGAGCAGACGGGCUGCAUGAAGGGGCUGGCGGACAACGGCUACCUGUACCUGAACCGCGCCGUCACGCUGCCCUUCUCCAUCCCCGAGAUGGGCGCGCGCUCCCGCCUGCGCAGCGUGGCCGCCGCCAUCCAGACGCGCGAGGACCUCAUGUACCGCAUCAUCGCCGGCAACGUCGCCAAAACCCGCGGCGGCGGCUGCUGCGGCGGCGGCGUUCCGGAGGCGCCCAGCUGGAAGGAGGCGGAUUCCGAGGCGGUGGCGUGGAUCCACGAGGCGUUCCGCUGCCUCCACGACGCCUCCGACGUUUUGAGCCGCUACCUGCCGGAGAACGGCGCCAACGUCCGGCGCAUCGUCAACACCAUCCCCAUCACGCUGCGGCUGCUGCUGCACCGCGCCGCCGGCGCCGCCGCCGUGCCCUCGCCCCGCGCCGCGGCCGCCUGGGUGGUGCUGGCCGACCGCUGGCCCUGCCGCCUCAGCUGGGCGCUGCAGUGCCUGGAGGACGCCGGGCAGGGCGCGGCGGCGCCGGGCGGCGCGGCUCGGUCGCUCUGGAGCGUCUUCCAGGAGCACGCGGGCGAGCUGAGCGCGCUGCGGCAGCCGCUGGGCAAGGUGCUGAGCCUGGACGGCGACCCCGAGCUCUUCCAGGCCUUCCUGGCGCGGGAUUUCCCCUUCGGCGCCGGCGAGGCGCGGCAGCUGCUCGGCGUCACCGUCAACCUGGACCACUCCAUCCGGCAGCAGAUGGGGCUGCUGCGGGCGCUGGCGCGGCUGGGCAGAGGCAUGCCCGUGUCCCGCGGGGUGCAGUGCCCCGGUGCCCGGUGAGCCCGGCUGGGAACGGGAUUGGGAUCGGGAUUUGGCGAUUUGGGAUUUGGGAUUGGGGUUUGGGAUCAGGAAUGGCAUCAGGAUUUGGAACGGCAUUGGGAUUUGGAUUGAGAUCAGGAUCAAGAUUUGUGACUUGGGAUCAGGAAUGGCAUCGGGAUUUGGAAUUGGGAAUUUGGGGAUUUGGGAUUGGGAUCAGGAAUGGCAUCGGGAUUUGGAACGGCACUGGGAUUUGGGAUUGGCAUCAGGAUUUGGGAUUGAGAUCAGGAUCAAGAUUUGUGACCUGGGAUCAGGAAUGGCAUUGGGAUUUGGAAUGGCAUUGGGAUUUGGGAUCAGGAGUGGCAUCAGGAUUUGGAGCAGCACUGGGAUUUGGGAUUGGCAUCAGGACUGGGGAUUGGGAAUGGCAGCAGGAUUUGGGAUUGAGAUCAGGAUCAAGACUUGUGACUUGGGAUCAGGAAUGGCAUCGGGAUUUGGGCUUGGGAUUUGGGGUUUGGGAAUUUGGGAUUGGGAUCAGGAAUGGCAUCGGGAUUUGGAAUGGCAUCAGGAUUGAGGAUUUGGGAUCAGGAUUGAGGAUUUGGGAUCAGGAUCGGGAUUGGGGAUCAGGAU